GGGCGCGGCGGAGGGGCAGAGGCGCGCGCGCAGCGCUCAUCUUCUCGCCGGGCGCGUAUAUGGCGGCGCCGGGGGCAGGCCCCGGGCCGGGAGCGCCCCCGGGGCUGGAGGCGGCCCUGCAGAAGCUCGCGCUGCGGCGGAAGAAGGUGCUGAGUGCCGAGGAGAUGGAACUGUACGAGCUGGCGCAGGCGGCGGGUGGCGCCAUCGACCCCGACGUGUUCAAGAUCCUGGUGGACCUGCUGAAGCUGAACGUGGCGCCCCUCGCCGUCUUCCAGAUGCUCAAGUCCAUGUGUGCUGGCCAGAGGCUGGCGGGCGAGGCCCAGGACCCCGCGGCCGUGUCUCUGCCCACAUCGAGCGUGCCAGAGACCCGAGGGAGAAACAAAGGCAGCAUGGCUCUGAGUGGAGGCCCAGCACUGGCAGAGCGCAGUGGCCGGGAAGGAUCCAGCCAAAGGAUGCCCCGACAACCCAGUGCCACCAGGCUGCCCAAGGCGGGCGGGCCGGGGAAGAGCCCCACUCGGAGCAGCACCUGAGAUGGGCAGACUUCUCACGCCGUCCAGCUCUGGCCUUCGCCAGUCUCCUAGCAGAGGCUACCUGGGCUUUCCCCCAGUUGGUAGUAAAGCUUUGUGAAAAACCGAGGGUCCAUCCAAGCUGUUUUCUAUCACCUUUUGAAUAUAUUAAGACACAAAGAUUUAGAAUCAGA
This is a messenger RNA of Zalophus californianus (California sea lion), 700 nucleotides long. Its product is annotated as mitotic-spindle organizing protein 2B. Bases 60 to 530 code for a protein of 156 amino acids. The record is from RefSeq and is a predicted model, not a curated record. The transcript has 3 exons. Gene Ontology annotation, cellular component: spindle; centrosome. NCBI's taxonomy places the organism in Eukaryota, Metazoa, Chordata, Mammalia, Carnivora, Otariidae.